UACUCGUUUGUGAUUGGUUACUGUUCUUCAAGUCACACCAACGUUUAGUCAUCACCUGUAGGACGUAAACAAAGAUGGACGAAGAACUUCUUGUAUAUGAGCAGGAUGAGGUCUACACUCUUCCCACAUCACAAGAUGAAUUGUCAGUCAGUGGAAAGUUACGGAUGAUAGAGCGGCGACACGGAGUAGUUGUGGAGUGGCGGUGUUCCGAUGAUGAAACCUCAACAGACAGCGAAUGGGCGGUCAUCAACUCAGCUGCUGUCACAUUCACACAUCACAAUGUUUCAGAUUCGGUGGAGAUUAGUACACCACGACGUAAUGUCCGCCCAGUAUCCAUAGAACUAAUUGACCUUCGCAGCUAUAGGAUUGGAGAUGAUAAAUCUCUUGUGUUGAUCCAGAGAGAUGGCACCACUCACCCAGCUUUGGCAUUCCAUACAGGAUCAGUCUAUUGUUUUGUUGACGUCCUUCAUAGAUAUGUUGCUGUAAAAAAGUCAGAAAAGGAUAGCAAUCUCUAUUUGGUGAGUGAUAAGCGACAGGCAGCCAUAGAUGAUGAGCUAGCAUCCAUGAAUUUAGUACCUCAUCGUCGUGGUGUAGGAGGACCAGGUCCUGGGCAGUGGAACAACACACAACAGAGGGUAUGGGGCUUCUUCAACAACUUAAAGCGAGAUCCAUACACAACCACCAUCAGUGCUUUCUCCAAAGUUUAUGAUACAGUUUUGUACAGUGGUGAAGAAGGGUACGUCCGUGAGAUUGAUGGUGAGGAGGAUGUUGCUGAACUCUUCCAUAGUCUUAAGAAUAUGGAAGAUCUUGAACCAGGAUUUGAGUUGUUAACCAAGAAGGGGACACUCGCUGAGCGGCCAGAUGUUGACAGACUAGCCCCCCUUACACAUGAUGACUUCCAGCAGUUUGUAGAUGAUGAUGGUCGUGUUUUAGAUGUUGAACCACUUAAGCAGCGGAUUUUUAAAGGGGGCAUCCAUCCAAACCUUCGUCGUGAACUGUGGUGUUUUUUAUUGGGCCAUUACUCCUGGAAUGCCACAUACAUCCAGCGGGAAGAGAAGCGUAGAGAGAGAGAGAACCUUUACUUUACCAUGAAGCAGCAGUGGAAGACCAUCACAGAGGACCAAGAAAGUCGUUUCAGUGGCUUUAAAGAACGCCGAAGUCUCAUAGAGAAAGAUGUGAAUCGCACAGAUCGAAAUCAUCCUUUCUUUGAAGGCGAGCAUAACCCCAAUGUCACUCUACUUCAUGAUGUUCUUAUGACAUAUGUGAUGUACAACUUUGACUUGGGCUAUGUACAGGGUAUGAGUGACCUUCUUGCCCCCAUCCUCUAUGUCACACAAAAUGAAGCAACAGCAUUUUGGUGCUUCGUGGGAUACAUGGAUAUUGUGUACAGGAAUUUUGACAUAGAUCAGUAUGGAAUGAAACAACAACUAAAGGAUGUGCACCAGAUUGUACAUUUGGUUGACCCAGAACUCAUGUCUUAUCUGGAAGUGCGAGACUCUGCCAACUUCUAUUUCUGUUUCCGUUGGCUUCUUGUCCGUUUUAAGAGGGAGCUUAAUUAUACAAAUACAUUAAGGCUAUGGGAGGUGUUGUGGACUAGUCAUCCGUGCCCAAACUUUCAUCUUCUGGUGGCUGUCGCUCUUCUUGACACAGAGAAAAACACAAUCAUGGAGAACAAAUUUGGAUUCACUGAAAUCUUAAAACAUAUCAAUGAUAUAUCAUUACGCAUUGACUUGGAUGCUACCUUGAAAAAAGCAGAGGCAAUAUAUCUCCAGAUUGCAUCAUCACCUAAUGUGCCCGAUAGUGUGCGGACGGUUUUAGGCCUUCCUGUUCAGGAGCCCUCGACUUCUCACCCAAAAACUCGUAAGAAUGAUGGCAAUGAUGACAAAGCAAAUAAUGGCACAAAUGGCAGUGAUGAUGGAGAAGCUGUUGUGAUUAACGGUGUCGGCUUGGUCGGAGUGGUAAGUAGUAUGAUUGGAUCAGCUGUGAGGCACUUGAGUGGUGAUGAUAACCUGGUCGAAGGUGCCUCUGAGGUUAUGGCUAGACAACAUGAAGAAGAUGAGGAAAAGUGCUUUGAAACAGCUCUCAGUCACCAAUUUGUAUAGCAUAUCCUACAAUCAUGGUAACUAGCAACAGAAUAAUUAGUAUAUAUAUAUAUAUA
Homarus americanus (American lobster) is the source of this 2158-nucleotide messenger RNA. RefSeq names its product TBC1 domain family member 15-like (gene Tbc1d15-17). Gene Ontology annotation, biological process: activation of GTPase activity. The coding region runs from base 75 to 2102 and encodes 675 amino acids. NCBI's taxonomy places the organism in Eukaryota, Metazoa, Arthropoda, Malacostraca, Decapoda, Nephropidae. The record is from RefSeq and is a predicted model, not a curated record. The transcript is spliced from 14 exons. Gene Ontology annotation, molecular function: GTPase activator activity.